GCGGCUCGCGAGUCUCGCGGCUCCCCUCGGCGACGAUGGAGGACAGCUACACGGUGCACCGGCGACGCAAGGCCGCUGCCAGACGCCGCGAAAAGACACCCGAUCCGGCCACCACUGCCCACUGUGAAGACACGAGCUCGAUGGACGAGAGCGAGGAGCGCCGAGCGCGCAUGGAGCGCAUGGUCGAGGACACGGAGCGCAUGGAGCUCAGGCCGGACGAGGCCAGGCCGAGAUCGACAUCACCGGGUGCCGGCAGGACCGAUAUACCGGAGGUGGGGGAGUCAGCCUCAUCGCUUCCCAAGAGCCAAGAGGGACCGAGCGAGCCCCCGGCCAGGGGUGCCUCCCGGAGAACCGGCGACUCCGAGCUCAGAAGGAGGGUGGGCUCCCCCGCGGAGGCCAGAACCCGCUCGACGACCACUGCUCGGGAGGAUGAAUCCCAGGGGGAGGCACAAAGCGGCAAGAGACAACGCCCGGGCGGGAGUGUCAGGCAGCGUCGCCGUGAACCCUCGGACGAGGAGGAGGAGGAGGAGUCGAGUCACGGUAGGUCGUCGCACCGGCGCAAGUCACCGGCAAAGAAGCAAAUCAUACCGUUGAGCAACGAGAGCCUCGCGGGGGAUGUGGCCAAGGCCAAGCGAGCCUACGCCCAACGCCACACCAGCGACGAGUACGAGGAGGAGGAGGAGGAGGAGGUGGUGGUAGCGCCGAGGAGGAAGAGGGAGACGACGGCGCGCAGGAGGAAGCCGAGCGUGAUGCACAGCGAGGCCGAGAAGAAAGAGAUCAGCGAGUCACUGGGUAACCAGGAGUCCUCCUCGUGGCUCCGGUGGAUCCCGUUCUUCGGGAGAAAGCCCAAGACCGACGAGGAGACGAGGAAGGUAGGGCACUUCGAUAAUCAAGUGGGUGGGGGGGUGGGCUCGUCCGCAGCCAAGAAGGAGGUGGAAGAGGAGAAGAAGGCUGGUACGCUGGAGUUUUUGGGGUCGUUGGUGGCCGUAGUCGCGGAGUUUCGGGAGUUUUGCCGUCAAAAUCCGCGGGAGGUGGGCAUCCUGGUUGAGCUGCGGAACCUGUGCAUCGCCGAGGCCAUCGUCACGGUGAUAAUAUGCGGCUUGGGUGGUUUUGCCUUUCGGUUCACCGAGGGGGCCUUCGAGUCGUUCUACAAGUGCGGGGUCAAGCGCGUCAAGCGGGACUUUUUGGACACGCUUUGGAACUACAGCCACAACAUGAAGGAGGACGACUGGAAGAGCCUGGCGCGCCGCAAGCUCUACGAGUUCGAGGAGCAAUUGCACGAGGCCCACGAGGCAGGGGUGCAGAGCUACACGGGCAUCAAGAGCUGGAGCUUCCUCAACUCCAUGAUGUACAGCCUCACCGUUAUUUCGACCAUCGGUUACGGUCACAUAUCGCCAAGUACAACGACGGGCCGAGCACUGACGAUAGUUUACGCGAUAAUCGGCAUACCGAUGUUCCUCAUAGUUUUGGCCGAUUUCGGUAAGCUGUUUACCCGCGGCAUCAAGUUCCUGUGGGCGUUUGUGCGUAGGCUCUACCACAACGGCAGCUGUCGCAAAGUUCAAAAAACCGCCCAAGUACAGGAAAUGAUGAAAGGCGUGCAGUUGGUGUACGAUUUCGCGACGUUCAGGCGACCGUCGGAGGUGGAGGAGAUGCAGCGCCAACAGCAGCAGCAGCAGCAGCAAACGACCCUCGGUAUCGACGGGAGCGCGUCGCAGAGGCCAGACUCGCCCGCGACAUCCGCAAUGUCCGUCUUUCAGGUGGACGACGAGUUCAAUCUGCCGAUAUCCGUGGCCAUAACGAUCCUCGUCCUGUACAUCAUUUGCGGCGCGGCAGUGUUCAACUACUUCGAGGAGUGGACCUUCUUCGAGAGCUUCUACUUUGUCUUCAUUUCCAUGAGCACCAUUGGAUUCGGUGACUUUGUGCCCAAGGAUCCAAUCUACAUGAUGUUGUCAAUAGUUUACAUGAUCUUUGGUCUCGCUUUGACGUCCAUGUGCAUCAAUGUCGUUCAGGUGAUGCUGACGGACCAGUUCAAGCAGGCGAGCCAAAAGAUCGGCGCGUCGAUCGGUUUCCAGGUGUCGGACGAGGACGGCUCUCUGAGGCCGGCCCCUCCGGCGCCCGUAGAAAUCGCCGACGUGCACCUCAACCCGAGCGAAAAGGUCGCGCCCACGGCCAAACAGGAGGACGACGAGCUCUAGGCCCCGCAGGAGCCGUCGGCUGACCGCGACACCUGGACACGGGCUUUCAGGAAAAAACACCGCGUCGGCAGCUGACGGUCCGAGUUCACGGGACGCUGAGGGCCUUAUUUCCCACUUGGCCGUGCGCGUCUCGACCAGAGGACGAUGCUAGUUUGUUUUUCAACGCCAUUCCCCACUUUCAUUCUAAUGGAACAAGGUGCUCGAAUAUUCAAUUUUAAAAAAAGGAGGGAGAAGCAUAUCGUAUUGGGAGGAAAACAAAAUAGGGUUCGCGUGGACAAAAGCAGAGGAAGAGUGGAAUCAAGUCGACCGGGGGGAAUCUCGUUGUAUGGUCCGAAAAAACUCUCGAGUACGUGUGCUUUAAAAAGUUGAUUCGAAGGCGAAAGUUUUGCGGAGGGUGCGCGACGAUGUUAAUUUUAAAUGUGGGCGUAUAGGGGAGCUUGCGCGUGUGGUGAAACUUUUUCCGGCCGUCGAAAGUUGAUAAAUUUACUUUCGGAAGCCGAAUAAUGGACGACGUAGGUGUGACGUGUAUAUUUUCAAGAUGCGAUCGUUUUUUGCUCGUUUGAUUUUUAUUAGAGAAAGUUGCGAUGGUGUAUUUUAUAGAAAAUAAUUAAAUACAUGCACAUAUAUAUAUAUAAAUCUGUUUCUAUGACCAGGCGCGUGGGAAUUGUGUCACUGAUAUACAUCUUAUAUAUACUGUUGUCAGAAAUUUAGGAAGAUAUUUUAUUUUUUGAAGAAUUGAUUUUUUGGUAGUGACGGCCCCGAUUAUUGUACAUAAAAAUAAUAUAUAUAUUUGAAUCACACUUUACGUGACAAUAUAAACAAACACAAUUUUGCUUGAAUUUCGUACUUGAGAUAUGCAUCAAGUGCGAUGAAAAUAAUCUUGUCUCGUGUACGAUGUAAAAAUGUAAAAAAUUAAUUGUAACAGAGAGAAAACAUAACUUAUAUACGAAACAUUUAUGAUAUUAAAUCAAACAAAUAAUUUUACGAAUACUUUUGCAAAUUAACAUGAACAUUUAUUUGAAAAAAGAAUUGUAUUAAAUUAUACUAAGUAGAUUUAAAAAAAAAUUUGUAUAUCAUAAAAAACUAAGAGAUAACCACUGUGAAAUGAUAUAGAUAAAUUUUUAAUGACAAAAAAGCGUUAUAAAGAGUUGCGUAAUUGGUGAAGGAAUAUAUUAUAGCAGCUUAUUGAUAAAAAAAAAAUUGUUGAUCGAUCGAGCUAAUAAUUCUUGUAAUUUAUAAAUGUUCUUAAAAAAA
Copidosoma floridanum is the source of this 3449-nucleotide messenger RNA. RefSeq lists its product as uncharacterized. Gene Ontology annotation, biological process: potassium ion transmembrane transport; stabilization of membrane potential. Gene Ontology annotation, cellular component: plasma membrane. The record is from RefSeq and is a predicted model, not a curated record. Lineage: Eukaryota; Metazoa; Arthropoda; Insecta; Hymenoptera; Encyrtidae. Gene Ontology annotation, molecular function: potassium ion leak channel activity; outward rectifier potassium channel activity.